AUGAUUGUACAUGAUUUAAUAAUCGACCUAGGAUUGCCACUUUCUAUUGUUGAUCAUCCAGCAUUUGUACGUGCAAUGAACACCAUUGAUCCAAGAUUCACUGUCUUAUCUCGGCGUACACUUUGUCGUGAAGCACUACCAUCUGCUCUUGAACAGGUCAUGGUGAAAGUAAAACAAGCAUGCGAUGAUGCAAAAUUCGUUGCACUCACUCUAGAUGUAUGGUCUGAUCGUAGAAUGCGAACAUUUAUUGCAAUCACAAUGCAUACUAUUGCAAAAAACGACGAUAGCUUCCAAAACUAUCUGCUCACUUUUCAACCUCUUUCAGGACCACAUACAGGUGAAAGUUUACGUCGUCAACUUGAAGGCGUUAUAGCUACUUUCAAUAUUGAAGACAAGGUGGUGUGGAUAGUCACGGACAACGCAUCAAACAACUUGAAGGCGUUCGAUGAACUUAUAAUACCAGGAUUUGAAGUUUAUUUUGAACUUGAAGACGACGAUGACGAACAUGACGAAGAAACAGAGAAGGUGGAAUGUGAAGAAAAACGUGAGCAAACAAACUUAAGUGGUCAAGAAGAACGUCUUCGUAUACCAUGCUUCUCUCACAUUCUCCAACUCACAGUUGCUGACGGGUUGAAAGGGUGUGGUAAUGCAACAUCUGCUCUUACUAAAGUUGCGACGAUUGCAAAACUAAGUCAUAAAUCAACAAUAUUUGCUGAACACUUGCAACGAGAACAAAUCAGUAUUCCAUUACCCGUGAAGACGCGCUGGAAUUCACAACAUCAUACUAUUUGCAAAGUUCUUGAUAUUUCCCACACAUUGCUCAACGAUCUUCUUCGGAAUGUUGGUCGAAUUGAUCUUGUUUUAACGGCUCGCGACAUCAUUAUACUCAAAGAAUUUGCAAGCAUUUUCGCAUUAUUUGUCGAAGUCACAACUCGUACACAAAUUGAAAACUCUGCUUCAAUCUCGUUGGUAGCACCUAGUAUUCUUUCAAUUUACUUUGAUCUUGAACGAGAGGUACGUAAUUGCAAAUAUCUUGAAUCAUUAUGUCUAACACUUCUUAUUUCUUUGCAUGAGCGUUUCGGUAGACUACUAGAACGGUGUGAAAUUUUCUCCGAUAAUAAUAUGAAGAUUAAGAAACGUUCUACUAGUGAUCUUUAUUUAAUCGCUUCUUUUCUGGAUGGUCGUUUCAAACUCAAAUGGGUGCUUGCAUCAGAUUUAUCCGAAUCGACAAAAAAACGAACAUCAAACAUGAUCAAGACACUGGUAUUAAAAGCGGCGUUGCAGCUGCACGAUACAACGAGUGAUCCAGUCGAAAGCACCAUUGAAUCAUCGACUAUUGAAUGCUGCACAAAUGACGAUGACAAAAUGAAUAAUACACCAAGUUUCAAGCGCAAACGACUUUUUUCUGGCUACGAAGGACAAAAAACAUCAAUGAAUAAGAAGCGUUCCUACGUCUCUGAAUCGAUUGAAAAUGAAAUUUCGAUGUUUGAGAAGGAAAAUUGUAAUGAUGCUCGUCUACUCUUUGUAAAGAAAGAUUCUUAUCCAAACUUACAUCUACUUGCUACAAGAGUACUUUGUGUACCGGCUACCUCCGCUCCACACUGA
Molecule: messenger RNA, 1605 nt
Organism: Rotaria sp. Silwood2
Lineage: Eukaryota; Metazoa; Rotifera; Eurotatoria; Philodinida; Philodinidae
Source: the annotation of a GenBank genome assembly